Messenger RNA from Ruditapes philippinarum (Manila clam), 2603 nucleotides. Its product is annotated as tudor domain-containing 6-like. The record is from RefSeq and is a predicted model, not a curated record. Lineage: Eukaryota; Metazoa; Mollusca; Bivalvia; Venerida; Veneridae. The transcript has 2 exons. Bases 186 to 2603 code for a protein of 805 amino acids.
GAUGUGUGAAAUAUUCGCGGGAGUUACUCACGUGGUACAGAAGCAGACUUUCGGGAAAUGUGAGCAAUGAAAUUAGCGUUGGAAUGUCAAUAUCUUAGCUUUCAGAUGUCAGGAAUAGUCAUUUGAUAGACAAAAAUCAUUUUUGAAGCGGCAGUUAACAUAUUUCGUUCGCGUUCGAUGCAGAUAUGGCUCUACUUAAAGUAGGCAGUAAAGCACCGGUUUUCGUGACCCAUUUAGAAUUUGUUGGAACGAAAUGUCAAAUAUUUUGCCAAGUUGGUGAUGUCGGCGGACAAGCAGACACAUUAGCAGAGAGAGUGCACGAGAGUGUUGAAAAUGGUCUUGCCUCUCCAAUUUCGGGGUGCAACGUUGGCGAUUUAUGCUUGGCAUUAUUUAAUGAAGAUGGAAGCUGGUACAGGGGUAAAGUGUUGCAGAAUUUGGGUCAUUCUUUGAAAGUUUACUUCAUUGACUACGGUAAUACUGAAACUGUAAAGAUGAACGACAUCAGAUCAGCUCCAGAUUAUGUUCUUGCUAUACCAGCACUUUCCACAAAAUGUAUUGUGAGUGAUUGUACUCCGUUAAGUGGGAUUUGGGCGGACGAAGAAAAGAAGAAGAUCGAAACUAUGUUACAUAGUGGAGAAUUUAUCUGUGAAAUAAUGGAAAGUGAUGUUAAUACUGAAGUUUAUAGAGUAAAACUGUAUAGCAAUGAUGCAUCUAAUACACCAAUAUUUGUUAGACCAGCACCAAGUUCGAGCUUGUCAAUUAAAUCUCAAAAUUUGAAAGUAGGACAAGAUUAUGAAGUAUAUGUUUCUUAUGUUGAAUCUAGUAGAAAAUUCUGGGUGCAGUUAAAGAGCCAUGAGAAUGAUCUGAAUUCUCUGAUGUCGGAUAUAAGUGCUUGUUUCGCUGAAGAUCUUCCUUCAACAGGGGAUAUUGUCAAUCCUACAGAGGGUCAAGUGUGUGCUGCAUGCUUCAGUGAUGACGGUGCGUUUUAUCGCAGUAUUGUCAAGAAUAUUCAAGGAAGCAACUGUACAGUAUUUUUUUUGGAUUAUGGCAAUAAUGAAGAAAAACGAACAUCUGAGCUUUUUACAUUGCCACAGGCUCUUUGCCAGCUUCCAGUUCAAGCUGUGCAAUGCUCAUAUAAAGUUGACAGUCAAGCAAUUGAUGACAAACUUCAUGACCUUGCUGAGGAUGAAGGUCCAUCAUUGUUGAAAGUUCUUUCAGGCAAUACGAAAUCUGGAUAUGUUGUAGAAAUAAACUCCAUUGAACAAAUACUGAAUGUACCUAAAGAAACCUCGCAAAUCAGUCAAGCUAAAAGUGCAUCAAAAUUGUGGCAAAGUUAUUCAUCUGUUGUGAUGCAAGCUGAUGGCAUCUAUGAUGUGUGUUUAUCACACAUUGAUCAUCCCGGACAGUUCUAUGUACAGCUUCUUGGAAAUGCAAGCAAUCUAGAUAAGCUAAUGCAAGCUAUUGAUGAAGUUGCCCAUAACUAUGAUAAGUUAACAAAUCUGUAUCAAGGCUAUCAAUGUCUUGCCAAGUUCAGUGAUGGAAGUUGGUACAGAGGGGAAGUUGUAACUGCAGAAGUGGGAAAGACUGUUGUUGCUGCAGUAGAUUUUGGAUUUGUUGAAGUUGUGCAACCAAGCCAGUUAAGAAAUACAGAUCCCAACUUUAAACUUCAGCCAGCACAGGCAGUAAAGUGUACAUUAGAUUUAAACAAAACAGCACAUAGUAUGUGGACUGCAGCAGAAAUCGAUAACUUUAAAGGUUUAUCAGAGAAAAAUACCUUGGUGGCUAAGGUUUCUUUGAAGAAAGGAUGCAUUCACCAAGUUGACUUAUAUGAAACUGAAAAUGGAGUAGAAAGACAUAUUAAUACUGAAAUCAACAACAAAUCAACAGUAAAUCCUAGUAGAGCUGCUUCACAGAUACAGGCAAAACCUCAACCAGUCAGUGCCCCACCUGCAGUAGUUUUAUCUCCGCCGGAAGUAUCCGUUGGAUCAAAGUAUAAACUUUGCUUUACUGCUGUAAAAUCACUGUACAUGUAUGGACAGCUUACAAGCACAUCUGUUGAAAAGGUUGCCAAAUUGCAAACAGAUUUGAACACAUUUUUUGAAAAGAAGUCGGGAGAAGCAUUGUUAAAGGCUGAAGUAGGAAGUGUAUGUUGCACACAGUAUGUGGACGGAGGCUGGUACAGGGGUAUUGUGACUUCAGUAGCAGGAGGGAAAGCUGAAGUUGCUUUCGUUGAUUUCGGAGACUCUGUGAUGAAAUCAGUAAAUGAUUUGAAGAUUCUACCACCCAGUUUAUGUUCUCUUCCUCAGCAGUGUAUUUUAUGUAAGAUAGUUAAUCUACCAUCAACUGUUGGAUCAAGCGGUCUAGAAAAACUGAUCAAUAAAAGGGUUGAAGUCAAACUGAAUGGAAAGGAAGAUGGAGUGUAUCCAACAUAUGGGACAGAAAUAACAGACAGACAAAUUUUAGAACAGUAUCAAGAACCUCAGGGGUCCCGUCCAGCAGUAUUUAAAGGCGCAAGUAGUAGGACAUUUGGAAGACCACAGAAAGACGAAACUUCAUCUGUACCAAGGUAUGAUUUAUUCAACAUAACUCUUGUGAUACUGUAA